CGUGACAGAUGCAGAGCUGACCAGAUGGAGUUUCAUUCACUUGCCAGUAUUAUUUAUAUAAGAAUGCUGCAAGCUAAAGGAAAGCUGCCAACUAACUUCGAAGAUGGAUAUGCAUCAUAGAGUUUUUAACGUGUCGGAUGACUCUAAGGAUAAAAACCAUUUCAUGAGUGUGAAGUUGUUAUUUAUUCAAUGGUAGUUGCGGCAAUAAUGAUUUGAAUAAAAUUGAACGAUAAGUAACCGAAUCAGUAUGACUGCUCAAUUUGAAGGUCUUGCCGCUCUUGGAGAAAUGUUUUAGGUCAAAAUGAAGGGAGAUGGUCUUUGUUCCACCAACCUAACACGGAUUAGAAAACUUCUAGAAAACUAAUAAGGAUAUCAAUAACACACGUGUUGUGGAUUCGUUUUGCACAAAUGUAUGUCCUACGAUUGGGAGGCAAUGCAUGCGUAAUUAACACCUGGAGUGUGGUUUAUGAUGCCUUCGUGAAAAAUACUUAGUUUCUGCUCAUUCCAGCCCCCCAACUGAUCAAGUCCGUUGGAAUUGCAACCUAAUCAAAAUGGAUAACAUUACAACUUGCAUUUCGAAUGGUACGGACAACUCGACGAACUGUUCGCAAACUGGACCAUACUUGUUCAGCGGACCUGUUUGGCGAAAUCCUUUUACGAUCUCACAUAUUCGGAUCAUCUUUAUUCUGAUCUACAGUCUUGUGUUCUGUCUCUGCAUAAUAGGAAACCUGCUUGUGAUAUUUGUAGUCCUGAGAAGCCGACGCAUGCGCAGUGUGACUAAUUACCUCUUGGCCAACCUGGCCCUAGCUGAUCUGUUCGUUGGGAUCUUCUGUGUCUUACCAACAUUGUUCCUAUACAUGAACACAGUGUGGGUGUCAGGAAGGAUUAUGUGUAAGCUGAACUUCUUCGUCCAACAAUUCAGUUACUCGGCCUCAGUGUCCCUACUCGUUGUGAUUUCACUCGAACGUUAUAUUGCCAUCACGUGGUGCAUGAAGACUCGCAUACUGAACACGUGGCGCCGCUUAGUGUUGGUCACAGUUGGAGUAUGGGUGGUAUCGUUUAGCUACAACGCAAUGCAGUUAUUUCUUUUCGACGAGGUUGUGUUGAAGAUCGGCGGACCUGAAAGCAUCAUUUUGAGGUAUUGCCGACCGAUAGGUUUCAAAAUAGACCGCAGGGUGUAUACUACUGUGAACUUUUUCCUGUGGUAUGCGAUGCCUUUAAGUCUAGUGACGUUUGUUUAUAUAAAAAUUGGAAUAGUUUUGUGGCGAAGUACGAAAAUUGGAAGCGAAAUGAACAUCACAUCAGGCCGACGGACGACAAGUUUCCGCGAGACUACCAUGACGCAUUCUGCUCUUGGAGGUCGCCGCUCGUCCGCUAUCCUGACUAACGCAGGACAUCCGAUGGUAUUGAUAAACUUGGACGAAAAUAACGGGGAUGCACAUCCUCCAUCGUCGCCAAAUUACACUUCAAAUCAUGAGACGGGUUUUAGUAAAUUUGCAGACGGUAAAGAGGACAGUGUCGCCCUCACACGGCAAAGUGUAAAGCGGCAAAAUAAGUACCAUGACACGGCUCAUGGCGGGGGUCAUCAUCAUGUGGCCGAGGAUAAACCUUCAGUGUCUUUUUCUUCCAAUAGCACGGAAGUCCCCCCAAUUUGUGCCACAACAAUUAGCUGCUUGGACAGGUGGCGCCGCGGUAAGGCAUCGGAGGCCCUCUAUCGCCAGAAGAUACAAACUAUAACAGAAUCAUCGUCAGGGGCGGAGAAUGUUUUGCGUUCUCGGCGGAAAGUGAUUAGGUUGCUGAUCGUCGUCGUCGGUUCAUUCGCAUUAUGCUCUCUACCUUACCACUUUCGCUCCCUUAUGCAGGCCUGGGGCGAAACUGUUCCAGACCUUUUCAACCCAAUCUCCAUGUUUUUAAUGUUUUUCAACAGUGGUUUAAAUCCGAUACUAUAUGCUUUCCUUUCAAUGAAAUUUCGCAGAGCGAUGAAGGAUAUGUGUCCGUGUUCCUGUAGCUUUAGAUAUGUAUGCUCCAGGCAUAGUUAUACGCACUCACAAAGAGACGAAUAUGCAAUGUGAGGAACACCCGCUGUCUAUUAGAUCAGCUCGGUCAUAAGUGCCGAGUGUUGCACUGAAGUUCAGGAUGCUAAGAGAAGGAAUGGAAAGAGUCAUCAGAUGCCCGUGGAUGUACACCGGAAAUUUUCUCACCACGGACCUGCGGCAGUGAAUGUCCAUUAUCAUGAAUGUUGUCUUGCCAAGAAUACACACGACUACAUUUUCACAAACAGAUCAGCCUACUUUCUUAAGAGACUGGAACAAAAACAAAACAAAUAGGCCUAGAACAUUUCGCUAAGACUUGCCGAAGCGUCAUGAAGUAGGUUUUUAUAUCAAGCACCAUUCAUAGUAAGCGUUCUCAGUUAAAAUUGCUCCGUUGAACUGUUUGUCAAAUCCAAAUGAAACCAAGUGCCUUGUGUGACGAAUAUAAGGGACUUUGAUAUUACCGGGAGACUUGAGCUGUCGUUGAUAGCAACUUGCUAUUACAUACUAUUUUACACGAUAGCAGGCAUGUUUUUUACCACAUCUGCCUCAUCUUGGAACGUCUAGUUAUAAAGUCUCCAGACUUUAUUAGUUCGUAACAUUUACUUGCAGAAAACACCCCAUGGAAAUCAAUACGAAAACACACAUCUUUAAUUUUUUUCAGAUUUGUUUAUAUGCGUACAUAUUUUCAAAUAGGCCUUCAUGCUGGCCCUAUAUCGUUGCCGUUGUUCGUUUGUAAUGACCAUAUUGGGAAUAUAGAGUGGCGCCAAAGCUGUCCCCCGGUCUUUGCACUAGCCUGAGCGAAGACACUUUAGUGUAAGUUACUGUAUUUCUGAAACAUUUUGUAAAUACUCUUGAUCUAUCUCCAAUACGCGGUCUCAAAAGUAUAUUGAAAAGUUAUUAAAGUUCUGUAUAUUGAAGUUUUCAUUAAUUCUA
This is a messenger RNA of Lineus longissimus, 2966 nucleotides long. RefSeq names its product trissin receptor-like. Gene Ontology annotation, biological process: G protein-coupled receptor signaling pathway; cellular response to hormone stimulus. The record is from RefSeq and is a predicted model, not a curated record. Gene Ontology annotation, molecular function: peptide binding; G protein-coupled receptor activity. Gene Ontology annotation, cellular component: plasma membrane. The transcript has 3 exons. Bases 552 to 2072 code for a protein of 506 amino acids. Lineage: Eukaryota; Metazoa; Nemertea; Pilidiophora; Heteronemertea; Lineidae.